UGGCCGCCGCUGCCUCCUGCGCCCGCCCCCUGCAGUAUGCGUCUCGCACUGCGCCUGCGCGCUGUUACAUCCGGGAGACUUGGUGGAGGGAGCAGGGAAGGUGUUGCUGGAUAUUUUUUGCUUCUUUACAUUAUUUUAUUGCUUUACGGCAUUUUCUGUGCUGACAUCGCCUCGUAAUCCGUCUCCUCUGCAAAUCCACUCCUUAACUGACUACCUAAGGAUGGAGAAAAAUAGAAACGUGAUGAAUGAGAGGAUUUUAAAUAUCACCCUGGAGAUCAUCUAUCUGCUGACUGGGGAGGAUUACACAGUAGUGAAGAACACAUCUGAUAAGCCGGAGACACCCAGCAGCAAUCAAUGUGUGCCAGGAAUAUUGAGCAGGACCCAGACCUCCAUCAUUGUGCCUCCACCUCUCUCACUGAUACACGAGAAAAACAAUGACCAAAAGAUCCUACAUCUCACCAACAAGAUCAUUGAGCUGCUGACUGGAGAGGAGAGCGAGCAGGGAGAGUAUGUAGAAGAACCCAAGGAGCUGUACGUGCAGCACCGACCAAUCACUUCACUAGCAGAGAGACUGAAGAAUAGGAAGGCUCCAGAGCCGCCGCUCAUUUUAACCGAAGAUGAUAAAAUAGAAGAUGACCUUGAUAGUUCCAUUGCCGACAGUAUAUAUCCAGUGCUUAUCGGUUCCGACGUUCCUUCAGACGACUCCUCCAGCCAUGAGGGAUUUUCUGCAGAUAUAUCAGAGAGCGUUACACAUACUAUAGAUGCUGCAGGUCGCAAAGUGUUUGCGUGUCCCGAAUGUGGCAAAUGUUGCAGCGGGAAAGUACAACUGGCUACACACCGGCGGUUCCACACCGGCGAGAAGCCGUUUUCCUGUCCGGAGUGUGGGAAAUGUUUUACCCUUCGGUCGCACCUGGUGAGGCACCAGAGAACUCACACAGAAGGUGAGAAGCUGCACAUAUGCUCCGACUGUGGGAAGAGUUAUAAGUACAACGUGUAUCUUGUCAGACAUCAGAGGAUACACACGGGCGAGAAGCCGUACCGAUGCAAUAAGUGCGGCAGGAGCUUUAGACUGAAAAUAAGACUCUCGGCGCAUCAGCGGAUUCACACGGGUGAGAAGCCGUUCCUGUGCUCCGAGUGCGGGAAGUGUUUCACCCACAAAUCCAAUCUGGCAGAGCACCUGAGAACUCACUCGGGCGAGAAGCCGUUUUCAUGCCCCGAUUGCGGGAAGUGCUUCACGCGGAAAGCAAAGCUCUCCGAGCACCGGAUCACUCACACGGGGGAUAAGCCGUUCUGCUGCUCUGAAUGCGGGAUUUGCUUCACACGGAAAGAGAGAUUGGUGGAACACCAGAGAAUUCACACCGGCGAGCAGCCAUUUUCUUGCUCGGCGUGCGGAAAGUGCUUUAGGUCAAAAGGGACUCUUGUGGCUCAUCAGAGAACUCACACUCCUAAGCAGUCCUUGUAGUGUCCCGAGAGUCUUGUUAAACAUCAGAAAACCCGCGUGAAUCGAACAGGUGAACAGCUGAAUUAAUGGAGCGUGUUUUAUGUGGGGGGGAAACCAAAAAGAUCUCUAUUAUUCUAAAAUUCUAUCUUGUUAUAAAUUAGAUCAUCGCGUCAUGUUUGCGUGAUGCUCUAAUAGCGUCAAAGCUAAUAUGCACAUUCCAGAUCUAAAUUCGUGCGUCAUGCAUAUUAGGGGGCAUAUACAAUUUCCCGCAAAAUGUAUGCAGGAAAAAUUGCAGCUGUCAUUUUGCCAUUAAUGCAGGGAUGCAACUUCCUGAUUUCUGCACUAUCCAGUUAAAAAACAAAAAAUUGUGGUAAUUUGUCCCGCAAAAAAAGAAAAAUGUAGAAGAAAAUUGUGCUAAUCGUUUUAUAAUCCCCAGCUCAAAAAAUAUAUAAAUGAUACCAAAUAUUGACCAACAGUAUAGAUAAGUCUGCCCCCAAAAAAGUAUUUUCAGCUAUUUUGUAAAAAAAAUGUUUUUUCAAAAUAAAUUGAAAACAAAGAAAAAGUUGAAAAACAAAUGUUCAUUUGGGUGUAAUUUGAGACCAAAUUGUUUUGUUUUUUAAUUAUGAACUUUUUUUUUAUACAUUUGGUUACAUUUUGGGUUGAUUUUGACAUGAAAAAUGAUUGCCCCAAUUAAGCUAAUUAAAAACUUUCUAUUGCCUAAUUUUGUUAUUUAGGGGAGUGUACCAGGGGUUCUGAACCAAUAUCCUGACCUUUAUACCUUUUUAAUGACCUCUUUUCCCUGACUUUGCACCUGCUCCUUAAAUGGAAGAAAAGAACUGUGGCUCAACUUCUUGCAUGUAAUUGAAUAUUAAAAACAUGGGAUCUGCUUAAAAUGUUUGGUGAAAAAAAAAGGUUAUCACUUGCAAUUGAAUAUGCCUCCAGGUGUGAUGUGCACUGCAGUGGUGGGAGAGAAUAGGAAUGGUUGCGAGGAGGUGUAAGGAUGGGAGGGACGGUAGGGCUUGGGGUAGAGAUGGGUGGGGACAGAGGAGUGGCUGAGGGGAUCCAGGUGCAUGCUGGGUGCAUUUAUUUACCGGUUCUACGUAAAAGUAUUUGCCUACCCCUGACAUGAGAUGUACAUCUGUUUCACUUCCCAAUUCUCUUUACUGAUAUAAAUGUGUUGGGCAUUUCACCAUGUCCUAUUGUGCUUAUUGUUGUAUUACUUUUUGUUUAUUGUUGUUUGCAACAUUCUAAUGUUUUUCCCAGUCGAUGUCCUUAUGUGAAAUGUUUGUUAAAUCACUGAAGAUUUUAGUGGACAUGACUUUAGUAAUGUGAUUGUAUAUAUGUAAUGCAUAUACUUCUGGAUUACUAUGUAUAUUUUAUAUUUUUGUCUUUUUUUUUUCCUCUUACCUGUUUCACUAGGGGUCUGGGCCAAAUUAGCUUUUUUUUGUUUUUUAUCCCCUACCUACUAUAUACAGACUGUAGGGUAAAUUGUACUUAUCGGCGCUUUUCAAGCCAUCUUAAGCAGAACCACCACUGAAUUUAAAGGAUCAGUAAUUUAAUAUUAUUGCCUCUGUAAGUCCAGCACCCCGAGUAGUUUCUCCAGAAAUUGAUCCUAUCUUGCCGCAGGCCAUUGAGGUGUAGAAUAGGGCGGAUAAACUCAUGGAAGGUAACGGAUGUGAUCCGGAGGCUCCAUCGUGGGGCAGUGGUCGGUUCUCUGAACUGGAAAAAUUGUAUGGGCGCAGUCUCUGGUCACAAAUUGGUGUGUGUAGUCUGGGCCAGGUCUUCUCGGAUGACCACUUAAAAUUAUUUGUUUGGCUUCAGCUGGAGAUUAAUAUUCCAAACACAGCUUUUUACAAGGAACUUAUCUGCUGUGGGGUGUUACCUGUGCCCGGUCCCUGCUUGUCAGGAUUGUUCCUCCUGGGGAUUUGCUGCCUCUCCAAUGAUUAGCGGACCUGAAUGUUGGGAGGGAUGAUUAACUUGUAUAUUUCUCUUACGUCCUACAGGAUACUGGGAUCCACAUUAGUACCAUGGGGUAUAGACGGGUCCACUAGGAGCUAUUGGCACUUUAAGAGUUUGAGAGUGUGGGCUGGCUCCUCCCUCUAUGCCCCUCCUACCAGACUCAGUUUAGAAAAUGUGCCCAGAGGAGCCGGUCACAGCUAGGGGAGCUCCUGAGGAGUUUUUCUAGUUUUCUUAUUUUGAGUUUAUUUUACAGGAGGCUGUGUGGCACCAGUCUGCCUGCUUCGUGGGACUUAGGGGGGAGAACGGCCCAACUUCCUAAAGAGUUAAUGGUCCCGUUUCUCCGCUGACAGGACACUGAGCUCCUGAGGGAGUCAUUCGCAAGCCCCACCAUGGCGAGCGUACCCUCCCGCAACACGCUGCCACCCCUAACAGACCCAGAUGAAAUGAAGAGUGGGGAGUACAGCGCCGGCAUCCCGGUCAGCGGGUCGCCGGUGGGUAUGGCGGCACAAGGAUAGGAGCGCAGAGCUGGGUGCAGGCUGUGCUCCAGGUGGCUCAGAAAUCACGUGUGUGUGUGUGUGUGUGUGUGUGUGUGUGUGUGUGUUAGAUGCUGCUAAGGGGCGCGCUGAGCCACCGCUGACACCCUACACUGGCUAAUCGUCUGGCAGGGGUUCUAACCCGCUGUCAGACACUAAAAUACCUCAGGCCAGUAUUUUAAAAAAAUGCGGGAAGCCGAGCGCCAUUACGAGCCGAGCAGGGCUUCACUAUGAGCAGACCAAGCAGCUCACCAGCGCCAUUUUCUCCCAGCAGAUCUAUACGGAGGACGCUGACAAGGAAGCGCUGCCCCUCCACAUCAACACCAGACUACCUCUGCGGUACCAGGUGGUUAUAGGGGGGCGGGGGGGGGCAAGUUUGUUAGUACUAAAUACCCUAUUAAGGGUAGUUAGUCUGCGCCUGGCUAGUUUUAUUAUUAGCUAAGAAGGGGUGCUGUGUGUCUGGUUUCCUCAUACUCUGUGGACUCUGGGAAAUUGUGUCUGACAUUUCUCGUGUGUGUGUGUGUGUGUGUGUGUGUGUGUAUGUAACUCACAUUACCAUGUCAAAAGACUGUGUGUCUUGUACAGCAGAGUGUUUCUCUUCUCCUGGAGAGUCUAUACAAUGUACUUAAAAUAAUACACAUUCUCAGGCUUCUGCGGUCGAACCCCUGUGGGUGGACUCUUUAUAAGGGGGAUGAUUUCCAAUAUUUCUACAAAGUUAUCCCAUAUUGAGAAGGAGACGCAGUUUUUGAGAAAAUCUGUGGAGGUUCUGAUGAAUAAAGACUGCGCCCUCACAACUGCGCCUCUCACCCCACCCAUGUAUCCACAAAAGCAUCCACUGGCCCAGAUAUUGCAGGCUGACACUGAUGACGAUGCCUCAGAUACAGGGGACGGUGAGGUGGAUCUGGUGGGGGGUGAUGCAGCUCUCACCCAUGGGGUGCAAGCUAUGAUUGAGGCUAUUAGGGAUGUAUUGCAGAUUUCAGAGAAGGUACCUGUUGAAGAUGAGGAGUCUUAUUUUAAUGUAAAAAAUAAAUCCUCUUUACUUUCCCUGCAUCUUUGAAGGAACUUGGGUAAACCCAGAGAAAAAGUUUCAGAUCCCUAAAAGGUUACUCAUCUCCUUUCCCUCAGGAGGAUAGGAAACAGUGGGAAAACCCACCUAUUGUGGAUGCUUCUGUGUCUAGGUUAUCGCGAAAGGUUGUUUUACCUGUCCCUGGCGCAGCCUCCUUAAAAGAUACGGCUGACCGCAAGAUUGAGACUACACCGCUGCAGGCGUAGCCCAGAGAACCACUAUUGCUUAUGCGUGGAUCUCUAGGGCCAUUGUAAAAUGGUUGGGUAACCUAAUUGAUGAUUUAGAUUCAAUGUAUAGGAGUGAAAUUGACUUACUAUUACGUCACAUUCAGGAUUCUGCAAGCUUCAUGGUGGAAGCCAUGAAGGAAAUUGGCCUGCUUAACUCACGGGUUGAAGCUAUGGCAGUUUCGGCACGCAGAGGACUGUGGCUACGCCAAUGGACUGCGGAUUCAGACUCCAGGAGAAGUGUGGAGAGCCUGCCCUUCACAGGUGAGGCCCUGUUCGGUGACUAACUGGAUACGUGGAUAUCCAAGGCAACUGCGGGUAAGUCGACAUUUCUUCCUUCCGCAUCUGCACCGGCUAUGAAAUCAUAUCCUGCACCUACACUGCAGUCCUUUCGAACAGUAAAAUUUAAAAACAAAUCCAGGGGUUCCUCCGCUGCCUUCAGAGGGGGUCGAGGAAAACCCAGAAAACCUGCCGCGACAGGUUCUCAGGAUCAGACCUCAGGUUCUGCUUCCUCAAAGCCUUCGGCAUGACGGUGGACCACACUGCCUGAAGAACAGGCAGGUGGGAGCACGGUUAAAAGAUUUCAGUCACAUCUGGGCGACUACAUGCCUAGAUCUCUGGGUCAAAGAGAUUGUUGCACAGGGGUACAUUCUGGAGUUUCAAGAUCUCCCACCUCACAGAUUCUUCAAAUCAGGUUUACCAGCUUCUCAGGAAGAAAGUACAAUCCUGCAAGAGGCGAUUCAAAAAUUGAUACAAACACAGGUCAUUAUUCCAGUUCCACCUCACCUACAGAACAAAGGUUAUUAUUCCAACCUGUUCGUGCUACCAAAACCGUACGGUUCGGUAAGGCCGAUCUUAAACUUAAAUCCCUGAACCCCUAUUUGCGGGUAUUCAAAUUCAAGUUGGAGUCUCUAAAAGCAGUAAUCUCCGGUCUGGAGGAAGGGGAAUUCUUGGUAUCCCUGGAUAUCAAGGAUGCGUACCUUCAUAUUCCGAUCUGGCCGCCUCACCAGGCCUGUCUCAGGUUUGCACUACAGGACUGUCACUACCAGUUCCAGGCCCUGCCAUUUGGCCUUUCCACAGCACCGAGGGUUUUCACCAAGGUCAUGGCAGAGAUGAUGCUCCUCCUCCGCAAGCAGGGAGUGAACAUUAUUCCAUACCUGGAUGAUCUUCAGAUAAAGGCAUCUUCCGGGGAGAGGUUGUUGCAGAGUAUUGCUCUCUCAACUCAACUACUCCAGGAUCAUGGAUGGAUUCUGGACCUUCCAAAAUCACAUUUGGAACCAACCAGGAGACUUCCCUUCUUGGGGAUGAUACUCGAUACGGAAGUACAGAGGGUAUUUCUUCCAUUGGAAAAAGCUUUGGUGAUCCAGUCAAUGGUCCGGGAUGUCCUGAAGCCAGCAUGGGUAUCGGUUCAUCAGUGCAUUCGCCUACUGGGGAAGAUAGUAGCCGCCUACGAGGCACUGCAGUACGGAAGAUUCCAUGCAAUAUUCUCACAGCUGGAUCUCCUAGACAAGUGGUCCAGAUCACAUCUUCAUUCUUCGCAUGCACCAGCGGAUACGCCUGUCGCCGAAAGCCAGACUUUCGCUCCUCUGGUUGUUGCAGACGUCUCACCUGAUCGAAGGCCGCAGGUUUGGGAUUCAAAAUUGGAUUCUUCUAACGACAGAUGCAAGCCUCAGAGGUUGGGGAGCAGUCACCCGGGGAAAAAACUUCCAGGGAAAACGGUCAAGUCAGGAAGCUAUCCUUCCAAUAAACAUUCUGGAACUAAGGGCCAUAUACAAUGCCCUUCUACAAGCGGCAUAUCUUCUUCAAGAUCAAGCCAUUCAGGUUCAGUCGGACAAUGUAACGGCGGUGUCCUACAUAAACCGACAGGGUGGAACGAAGAGCAGAGCUGCAAUGUCAGAGGUAACAAGAAUUCUUUUCUGGGCAGAGAGACACGGAGUGACUCUGUCGGCAAUCUUCAUUCCGGGAGUAGGUAACUGGGAAGCAGACUUCCUCAGCAGACACAAUCUCCAUCCAGGAGAGUAGGGCCUCCACCCGGAGGUGUUCACGGAGGUGACAAGCCAGUGGGGAAUACCUCAGAUAGACAUGAUGGCCUCUAGCCUCAACAAGAAGCUCCGCCGGUACUGUUCCAGGUCGAGAGACCCACAAGCAGUGGCUGUGGACGCGCUGGUAACUCCGUGGGUGUUCCAGACAGUGUACGUGUUUCCUCCACUUCCGCUCAACCCAAGAAUUCUCAAAAGAACAAGGGUUCAGGCGAUCCUCAUUGCUCCGGACUGGCCAAGAAGGGCUUGGUACGCUGAUCUUCUGGAAUUACUAAUAGAGGAUCCGAGGCCUCUUCCUCUUCGCGAGGACCUUCUACAGCAGGGGCCGUUCGUCUAUCAAGACUUACCACGGCUACGUUUGACGGCAUGGAAGUUGAGUAUCAGAUUUUAGCCUGGAAGGGGAUUCUGAACGGGGUGAUUCCUACUCUGAUCCAAGCUAGGAAGGGAGUAAUGUCUAAGCAUUACCAUCGUAUUUGGAAAAAAAUUGUUUUGGUGUGAAUCCAAGAAGUUUCCUGCAGUGGAGUUUGAACUGGGGUGUUUCCUCCUUUUUCUGCAAGCAGGUGUGGAUGUGGGUCUACGCCUGGGCUCCAUAAAGGUCCAGAUUUCGGCCUUGUCCAUUUUCUUCCAGAAACAAUUGGCUGCCCUGCCUGAGGUUCAGACAUUCUUGAAAGGGGUUCUGCACAUCCAACUGCCCUUUGUGCUUCCUAUGGCUCCUUGGGAUCUUAACGUGGUGUUGCGGUUCCUGCAAUCAGAUUGGUUUGAGCCUUUACAGGAGGUAGAUGUAAAGUUUCUUUAGGGGAAGGCUGUCACACUGUUGGCCUUGACGCCAGCAAGACGUGUGUCAGAGUUGGGGGCAUUGUCUCACAAGAGCUGAACUCUAUCCUCAUGGAAAAUUAAGGUUGUAUCAGCAUUUCAUAUCAACCAACCUAUUGUGCCAGUGGCUACUGACACCUCGGCUACUUCAAAGUCCUUGGAUGUUGUGAGGGCUUUGAAGGUAUAUGUGAAGCGGACAGCUCGUUAUAGUAAAUCGGCCGCGCUGUUUGUGCUUUAUGAUCCCAACAAGAUUGGGUGUCCUGCUUCUAAGCAGACAGUUGCGCGCUGGAUCAGGCUAACUAUCCAACAUGCUUAUUCCACGGCAGGAUUGCCGGUUCCAAGAUCUGUACAGGCCCACUCUACUCGUUCAGUGGGUUCUUCCUGGGCCGCUGCCCCGGGGUGUCAAGGCUCUAUAGCUUUGCUUAUCGGCUACUUGGUUUGGUUCGAACACGUUUGCUAAGUUCUACAAAUUUGAUAGUUUGAUCAAUCAGUUCUGCAGGAACCUCAGCACUCUCCCUCCUGUUCUGGGAGCUUUGGUACAUCCCCAUGGUACUAAUGUGGAUGCCAGUAUCCUCUAGGACGUAAGAGAAAAUAGGGUUUUAGAUACCUACCGGUAAAUCCUUUUCUCUUAGUCCGUAGAGGAUACUGGGCGCCUGCCCAGUGCUUCGUGUUUCCUGCUUCGUUACUUGGUUAAGUAUUUGGUUCAGCUGUUGCUGUUCAUGUUCAAAUUUGGUUAGCAUGGCUUUCCUUUUGUUGUGUGUGUGUGUGCCUGUGUGAAUCUCACCACUAUCUGUGUAUUUCCUUCUCUCGAUGUAUGUCCGUCUCCUCAGGCACAGUUUCUAGACUGAGUCUGGUAGGAGGGGCAUAGAAGGAGGGGCCAGCCCACGCUAUUAAACUCUUAAAGUGCCAGUGGCUCCCAAAGGACCAGUCUAUACCCCAUGGUACUAAAUGGACCCCAGCAUCCUCUACAGACUACGAGAAAAGGAUUUACCGGUAGAUAAUUAAAAUCCUAUUUUUUUUUCUUCACUUACCUGUUUCACUAGGGGUCUGGGCAAAAUUAGCUUUUUGUUUUUAUCCCCUACCUACUAUAUCCAGACCGUAAGGUAAAUUGUACUAAUCAGCGCUUUUCUAGCCAUCUUAAGCAGUAUCCACCACUGGAUUUAAAGGGGCAGUCAUUUAAAAUGAUUGCCUCUGUAAGUCCAGCACCCCGAGUAGUUUCUCCAGAAAUUGAUCCUAUCUUGCCUCAGGCCAUUGAGGUGUGGAAUAGGGUGGAUAAACUCAUGGAAGGUAAUGGAUGUGAUCCGGAGGCUCCGCCGUGGGGCAAUGUUCGGUUCUCUGAGCUGGAAAAAUUGUAUGGGCGCAGUCUCUGGUCACAACUUGGUGUGUGUAGUCUGGGCCAGGUCUUCUCGGAUGACCACUUAAAAUUAUUUGUUUGGCUUCAAUUGUAGAUUAAUAUUCCAAACACAGCUUUUUACAAGGAAUCUGCUGUGGGGUGUUUCCUGUGCCAGGUCCCUGCUUGUCAGGAUUGUUCCUUCUGAGGAUUUACUGCCUCUCCACUGAUUAGCGGUCCUGAAUGCUGGGAGGGAUGAUUAACUUGUAUAUUUUGCCUAGAGUAUAUUGAACCCCUGAGGGCCUGUUCAGAAUGGGUGUCUGGGGCUACUGCGUGUUCCCUUUGGCAUCUGCUAUGGGAAUGCACUGUAGUAAUAUUGCUCCAUUUGAACCCCCAAAACUUGUUUAUUCUGUGUCUGUCUCUCUCCUUCUCUCCCCACUCUCUACUUCCUUUUCUUCCUCACACCCCCCGACCCUCUUUUCUCUCUCUCUCUCUCUCUCUCUCUCUCUCUCUCUCUCUCCCCCAUUCCAUUCCUUUGGGAAUGCACCAUAGUGGCUGAUUUCUGGGAAAAUGUAUGGAGUUAUAUUCAUGAGACACUGCCAAUAUUGCUCCAUUUGCACCACCUCUCUUUUUCUCUCUUUCUCUAUUUUUCCCAUACUGUGUACCGAUAUGUAUUUAAUCAAACAACACUGUCUAGGGUGGUUAUUGCUAGAACACAGAUGGCGGGGGAUGACACUGAAUGUUUUGGGUAAUGAAAUUAUGCAGCAUGAUCGCUACAAGGUGUGGCUACUAAAUAACGAGACUGAUGCUAUAAUUUUACGUUCAGUUAUAUUAAGUACAUUUACUUUUCCCCUUCUAUGUACUCCCCUUUUGCAUCCACACACCGCUGCAUUCUUAUUUUGCAUUGGUCAAAGCCGUGCUGUAGCUUAUUACCUGUCAGCUGUCUCAGUAACUUAUACAGAACGGGUUCCCUUGAGUACACAUUUGACAUGGUGUUAGGUCUGGCAGUAUGGAGGGUGUUCUAGCGCUGCAAUCUAUUUCUCGGCCAACAACUGCUUCACAGACUGAGCUGUGUGGGCCGGUGCAUUGUCCUGAUGGAGGGUGAAACCAUUUUUCCACAACUGAUUCUUUCCCAUAAAGUUUCUAGAACAUUUUUGUAGUAAUGUUGAUUCAUUGUUGCGCCUUCUUGCACCCAGUCUUGCAAAAUAACACCCUUAAUAUCAAAGAAAACAAUUAACUCGGCUUGGGAUUUGCUUUGACGUGCUUUCUUCAUUCUUGGUGAUGAUGGUGUUUUCCACUGCAUGGACGAUCAGGAUCGUACUGAAAGAUCCACGUGUCAUCAAAGGUAAUUUUCUAAAAAAUGCAAAUCCGUUUGAAUUUGUUCCAAAAUGUCUGUACAAAUUGGCUUACGAUUUUCUUUCUGCCCGGCAGUGAGUAGCCUUGGAUCAGUCUCAGCACAGACUUUUUUUCACGUUAAGAUCUUGAUGCUAAACUUGCCUAAUCGUUCUUUGUCGAUGUUGACUGUCAACUCGAACAUUUUUUAAAAAAUGUAUCCAACAUUUUUGUUUGUCAUUGAUGUGCAAGGCCUUCCAGGACAUAAAUCAACUUCGACAUCUUCACGACCAUCAUUAAAUCUAUUGUGCCACUUAAACACACGAGCACGUGACAUACAAUCUGCCCUUGGUUAGCAUACAGAAAGAUUUGGUCAAUUUAACGAAAUAUUUUAAUUAAACAUGUUGCUCUACUGUUGAAGCAAGCUUUUUUACGACGCACGGGAAAAAUAAAUGUCUUCAAACGCUGUGCGACGGCAAACGAUCUAUGUGGGAAAGGUGCAACUUCCCAAACUGUUUUGGGAUAAUUUAUUGUCAAUGUUCCCCCUCUCCCUUUUAAGUAUGGUUUGCUUUUUGCAAGUACAGUCUCAUUAUUUAAUAGCCACGCUUCGUAUAUGUAUACCAAAAUACGGGUAUGUUGGUAUAAGUCUAUGUACUGUAGGCGGCUUAAUGGAAAGCAGAUGGGGGGGGGGUUGGGUUGAGGGCUCCUCAGCCUUGCUUAUGCAUUCCUGAGCAUUAUUGUUAUAUGUUGGUGUUGGCCGUUAUUUCUUAUCUACUAGGUUUUCUAUUGUCCCCGAGAUUGGCUUAUAUCCCUUUUCCACUAGUGAUGCGGGACCCGCAUAUUGCCGGGUUGGUGACGCGGCAGGGGCGGUGCUGGGAGAUCACAUGAUCUCCCAAUGCCGCCCUUCCAUACACUGUGAACGGGAGCCUUGUCGCAUUGACACGGCUUCCGUUUACACUGCACAGCUUAAUGGGUUGAACUUGUGUUCAACCCGGUAAGCUACCAUGGUAGGAUUCCCGGAUCACUUGAUCCGGGUUUUUGGCAGAGGGAGCCAUUUCCACUAGCAAAAAACACUGAUAUAUGCGCGCCCCCGUGCAUUUACCCGUGUUUUUUGAGCUAGUGGAAAAGGGGAAUCGCUCUAUAUAUUCGCACUUCUAUACCGUCUCUUUGCUAGCUGUUUUUGUAGUACCGCCCUUCUUAAAUUUGAGCCAUUGUAACGGUCCCGCCCAUUGUAUCAUGUUAGCUAUCACUUGCAUGUGUUAUCCAGCCCCCGAACCUGCCAGAGGCGUGGUGGCUUUGAAGACCUGCGUUUGGUAAGUUUACCUGUUGACCUUUUGUACCCGUCGACCUCACCCACUGUAUACAAUUUACCUGUCGACCUUUUUUACCUAGUCUACCUAAUGCAUGUCGGCCUUCUAUACCACACCAAAAAAGGGCAAUCUGAUACAUAAAAUAAUGAUCAUGUUAUACAUUAAUCUGCCAAUGGCCUAUGUCACGUUUGACCAUCAGAAGGGCUCAUCCGUGUUUAUCAUGGGUCUGGGACUCAGGGUCGACAGCACAAAGGUCGACACACUUUAGGUCGACGCCAAUUGGUCGACACACCUUAGGUCGACAGGAACAAGGUCGACAUGAGUUUUUUAUGGGUUUUUUUGGUGUCGUUUUCUUCGUAGAGUGACCGGGAACCCGAAUUAGUGCACCGCGUCCCCUCGCAUGGCUCGCUUCGCUCGCCAUGCUUCGGGCAUGGUGCCUUCGCUUCGCUCUGCACACUUUACCGUUCCAAUCGUAGUCCACGUGGAUCGUUAAGUAUGAAAAGGUUCAAAAAAAGAAAAAAAUCGUGAAAAACUCAUGUCGACCUUUUUCCAUGUCGACCUUGUUCCUGUCGACCUUUUGGCCAUGUCGACCUAAGGUGUGUCGACCAAUUGGCGUCGACCUAAAGUGUGUCGACCUUUGUGCUGUCGACCUGGAGUCCGGAUACCGUUUAUCAUACUCAUCGGCUAUAACCUUUUUAUAUUUUCUUUUACUUUGCCCAAGAUUUGCUUGUUUUUUUGUUUUGUUUUUAAAUGCUAUCGUGAGCUUGAUUAGGCUUUUUUUAUAUUUAUUACCGUACAUGAGGAAAUAUCUUUAAUAAUGUAUUGGUAUUAUUGGGGAGACAUGUAACAAAUGCAUUUUUUGGGGGUGGGUUCUUUCCAACUUUCACAAAUCUAAAUUUAUAGAAUUUGCCUGUUUUUUAGUUUUUUUUAGUUUAGUACAUACAGUGAUAUACAUACUGUAUAUUGUACAUUUAUGUUUUGAUGUUCGUGUCGAGCCAUAAUAAAAUAGAUAUGUAUAUA
Molecule: messenger RNA, 13067 nt
Organism: Pseudophryne corroboree (corroboree frog)
Lineage: Eukaryota; Metazoa; Chordata; Amphibia; Anura; Myobatrachidae
Product: oocyte zinc finger protein XlCOF6.1-like
Exons: 5
Coding region: 221-1462 (413 amino acids)
Biological process (GO): regulation of transcription by RNA polymerase II
Cellular component (GO): chromatin; PcG protein complex; transcription regulator complex
Molecular function (GO): RNA polymerase II cis-regulatory region sequence-specific DNA binding; DNA-binding transcription factor activity, RNA polymerase II-specific
Source: RefSeq, a predicted model, not a curated record